This is a messenger RNA of Oncorhynchus keta (chum salmon), 3452 nucleotides long. RefSeq names its product death domain-associated protein 6-like. Gene Ontology annotation, molecular function: histone binding. The record is from RefSeq and is a predicted model, not a curated record. The transcript has 11 exons. The coding region runs from base 59 to 2299 and encodes 746 amino acids. NCBI's taxonomy places the organism in Eukaryota, Metazoa, Chordata, Actinopteri, Salmoniformes, Salmonidae.
GUGAAUAGCCAAUGAUCGACGACGUUACUGAAUGACAACCAACCAAUGGUAGGCAUGAAUGUUCUCGCGCUGGGAGAAAUUUCGGUGUCGAGCGCCAAAGAAUAGUCCCUAUCUGAUGGCGGUUGCCUCAGCAGCAGUGAUGGACAGUAUUGUAAUCCUUGAUGAUGAUGAAGAGGAGGAGAGGCCUCAGCCUUCUUCCUCCACCACAUCCUCUAAACUCUCAGCCAAUCAGCGUACCCCCCCCAAAAUCCAGCAGCCCGCUCCUACUCACAUCACCCAAUCUCCGUUCGCCAUGGUGAAGAAAGAGAGCCAUGUUCUUCAAGCAGAGAACCAGAAGCUCUUUACUGAGUUUGUAGAUUACUGCUCGGCCCAAACGCAGGACUGCCCCGAGGUCAUGACCUUCCUGCACGCAAAGCACUCCAAGGCGUCACCGGACUUUCUGUCCUCGGUAGAGUUCCGCAACACGCUGGGCCGCUGCCUGACGCGCGCCCAGGCCAGCCGCACCAAGACCUUCGUCUACAUCAACGAGCUGUGUACCGUCCUCAAACAGCACUCGGACAAGAGGAGGCAGAGUGUUGUGAAGGUGGGGCCUACUGCUGGGGAGAAGGAGGAGGAGAUGGAAGAGGAGGCACCGACAGAUGAGCUACCGUCUACCUCAGGGCAGCAGGAAGAGAAGGAGGAGGCGUUGGAGGACGAGAAGGAGAAGAAGACGAAGAAGGCUUCCCGGAGACAGAUUGCGUACCUGGAGAACCUGCUGAAGAUGUACAAUGAUGAGAUCCGGCGGCUGCAGGAGAAGGAGCUGAGCGUCAACGAGCUGGAGGAGGAGGACUCCAGCUAUAUCCAGGAGCACAAGCUAAAACGAAAGAUGAUGAAGAUCUAUGAUAAGCUCUGUGAGCUGAAGGGCUGCAGCAGUCUGACAGGCCGAGUGAUCGAGCAGAGGAUCCAAUACAAAGGGACACGCUACCCUGAGGUCAACAGAAAGAUUGAGCGUUUCAUCAAUAGUCCCGAGGCUCAGCUGAAUCCCCCCGACUACACGGACAUCCUGCAGCAUGUCCGUCGGGCCAACGAGCGCCACGGCCUCAACCUCAGCAGAAAGCAGCUGACCCAGAUCUCCCAGGAUGCCUUCCGCGAGACUGGAAACCGACUGCAGGAGAGACGCCACCUCGACAUGGUCUACAACUUCGGCUCGCACCUCACAGACUUCUACAAACCCGCUACUGACCCUGCCCUGUUGGACCCCACGUUGGCCCGUAAGCUGCGCUCUAACCGGGAGGUGGCUCUCUCCAGCCUGGAGCAGGUCAUCUCCAAAUACGCCCUGAAGCAGGAUGACACGGAGGAGGAGGAGAGGAGUAAACGGAUAGAGAGAGACAGGCAGAAGAAAGAGUCAUUGGCGCAGGAGGCCACCACAGCCGAUGACAAUCCCUUGGCGAAGGGAGAGGAUGAUUGUGAGGAACAAGCUGAGGAAGAGGAUGAUGAAGACGAUGAGUCGUCUGAUCCAGACAUCGAGGAGGAGAUCCAGGCCAGCAAAGCGCAAGCAGGGCCAGAGGAGGAGGAGGACAAUGAGGUAGAGGCAGCAAUCGAGAGUGAAACCGAGGUUGAUGGGGGGAGUGACGGAGACCAGGUUGGAGGAGAGAAAGAAGAGAACGCUGAGGAGGACACAGACUCUGUGACGAGAGGAAUCAGCCCCGUCUCCCGGGGUGACACCCCGCGGAUCUCCUCCUUAGUCGACCAAUCCCCCACAGACAGCCCCAGCCAAUCGGAGGCGAUGGAGGCCGACAAGGGGAACGAAUCAUCCGAUACCAACUUCAGAAAGGAAGACGUUGUUUCCUCCAAUCACAUUUCGGCUGUCUCUGUAAGCACUAGUGUGGAAACUAAGGACUCCUCAGCCUCCCCCAUGGCGGCGAAUCAGGUCUCUUUGCCUCCGUCACCAGUGCUGAUUUCGACCAAUGAGGACUCCUGCACGGUCAUCACUGAGACGAGGUCAGCAAAUUGCAGCCCCAGGCCACCCAGUCCCAAAGACACCCCCAGAGGCAGGAAGAGAAGGAGGAAAGAAGAGGUGGAAUCCCGGAAGUUUCACAACGGGGAUCUAAGGCACCACAAUGGGAGUCAGAGUGACAUCCCUCUGGACAUGGGCGUGGUGACCAGUAGCCUCCUGCAGGCAGACUCCACCAGGGCAGACACUCCCACCCAGGAGAUGGUCACCAGCUCCCAGUCCACCCCGCCACCGAAGAAAAACAAGGUCAACGUGGCCACCCAGUGUGACCCGGACGAAGUGAUCGUCCUUUCGGACUCGGAAUAACCUCUGCCCCCCACCGUUCUGGGUGUUCACGCUUCCCAUUACUAGUCUGAAACCAGGUCUGUUUAUGCUGCACAAGCAGAUCUGAGACCAGGCUAUCCCACUUGACUUCCAAACUAGUGCCUGCUAAUGUGAACUCUUGAAAAUGUAUGCAUUUUCAGACGGGAGAGGGCAAACCUUUCACUAAAGAUUUAAACUGGCGACCGACGUGGUAGUUUACCGCCAAUGUUUACAUUCAUAUUUAUAUGCCAAUUUUAUCUCCCAGUGUCUGGAUUGAGCAGGGAGGGAGCAGCAUCACGUCAGGUUAUUUUUUUAUUUUAGCUGUAAAAAUGAGUUCAAUUAGAUAUUAUUUGACCUGUUUUCUUAGAAUUUUUUUUGCCUCUUAUUUUAGAUGGGUGAAUGAAUUGGGUGUCUGGGGUUAGUAUGCUGGCAAUAGGAAGAGUUGAACCCACGAGUACUGUAACUUAGAUUUAUACAAGGCCAAUACAGGAUCUACAUCAACUUUGUCAUGGAUCAUUUGUUGUACGUUUGGUGUUGCUGUGUCCACAUAGUGACACCUAGUGGCCUGAACGCCGCUAUUUCACCCAAGUAAUAUGCAAUAUGUUGUCAGACUGGCCGUCAGUUUAAUUGUGUUCAAGAUGCCAAACGAAUACAAUUAAGCAGAUGCGUUGACCUAAAUGACCAGGUACAGCUUUGCAUUAGCGUGAACUGUAGAGCGGUGUCCUACUUAAUGCAGACAUAACCCCCACAUUGACUUUUCAGAAAUAGUUGUGUUCAGGGUGAUGGACUACACCUCCAACAAUGCCCAUCUCAGCAUGUAGUAAGGUGGUGUUUGGGUUGGUUUGCAUCAAAGGAACGUUCAGAAUCCCUCUUGCUUGAGACUGCAAACAGUGGUAAUGAUUUUUCAAAUCUCCCUAAGAUGCUUUGGUUGGAUUCCCUUGUUUUUACCAAUUCAAUAAGAUUACGGGGGAAGACCGCUUAAUUGUUAUCCAUUUUUCCUUUUAGUACACUGAGAAGCAAAGGGCACAUUUCCUUUUAAAUAAACUUUGAUAACGCUCACCAGGUGCUUUGUGGGUAAAGGCAUAUGGUAAAGAAAAACAUGAAUUGUACAUUUGGAAAACAAGAGUGACAUGCUAAUACAGAUUACAGAAAUGAA